Molecule: messenger RNA, 4038 nt
Organism: Lolium rigidum
Lineage: Eukaryota; Viridiplantae; Streptophyta; Magnoliopsida; Poales; Poaceae
Product: protein phosphatase 2C and cyclic nucleotide-binding/kinase domain-containing protein-like
Exons: 16
Coding region: 414-3668 (1084 amino acids)
Biological process (GO): protein phosphorylation
Molecular function (GO): cation binding; ATP binding; protein kinase activity
Source: RefSeq, a predicted model, not a curated record
ACUACGGUCUACGGCCACCACCACCACCACCCACCUCCCUCCUCCUCUCCCUUUCUCUGCUCCUCUCUUGCUUCCUCCUCUACCCGCCUCACAAACUCCCUCCCUCUCCUCUUCCUCUCCCACGAAGCUCGUGUGCUGCUGGAGAUUCCCCUCUUUUGGCGUCCGUGUGCGUAUGAAUAUCAAGUUCCAGGUUUCUAAAUGUUGGGUUGAGAAUGAGCAUUCUGUUUCGCAAAGAAAUAAGUAUCAUUUACAGAGUGGUUCUCUUAAAGCAUUCAGAUUCUGUGUAUGUUGACAGCUUCCUCAAAUUGGUCUUGUCGGUCCAUGCGCAUACAUAAUUUGUAGCUGAAACAGAGACUUCUGAGUGUUCAUGUUCUUUCUGCCUCUCUGCCCUUACCAAGCUGAUUCUGCAUUUGAUGGGCUGCUCACCUUCUAAGUGUUGUUCUUGUUCACAUCUUAAGGGAUGUUUGCGUUCCCACGGGUGUGUCGAACAAACAGCUGACUCUCCAAGAGAGUCAAGGGGAAAAUCAAGCCGGGGAAGGGGAAAGACAGAUUCUAGUGCUUCAGAUGGCUCUUCGGAUGAUCUAGAGGGUGAUGAUGGAUUGAACCAAUUGAACAUUACAAGGGAAUCAAAUGUUGGUAUCAGUCGUCUCUCGAGGGUUUCUUCGCAGUUUCUUCCUCCAGAAGGGUCCCGCAAAGUUCGAGUCCCAUUGGGGAACUAUGAUCUGAGAUACUCCUAUUUGUCUCAAAGAGGUUACUAUCCAGAAUCAUUGGACAAACCAAACCAAGAUAGCUUCUGCAUACAUACUCCAUUUGGAUCAAGCCCCGAUGAUCACUUCUUUGGUGUGUUUGAUGGCCAUGGGGAAUAUGGAGCUCAAUGCUCACAAUUCGUGAAACGAAGACUGUGUGAAAACCUGCUCAGAGAUGGCCAGUUUCGUACCAAUGCUGUUCAGGCCCUUCAUUCUGCUUUCUUGGCAACAAACUCUCAGCUCCAUGCUGAUAGCUUGGACGAUUCCAUGAGUGGUACUACCGCGAUCACUAUAUUGGUGAGGGGAAGAACAUUGUAUAUUGCAAAUGCCGGUGAUUCACGUGCUCUUAUUGCUGAGAAAAAAGGAGAAGAUAUGAUUGCUGUUGACCUCUCCAUAGAUCAAACUCCUUACAGGACUGAUGAGGUUGAAAGAGUCAAGGAGUGUGGUGCCAGGGUUCUGACAUUGGAUCAAAUAGAAGGACUAAAGAACCCAGAUGUGCAGUGUUGGGGUACCGAGGAAAGUGAUGAUGGCGAUCCUCCAAGGUUGUGGGUGGAAAAUGGCAUGUAUCCAGGAACUGCUUUUACUCGUAGUAUUGGAGAUUCUGUUGCUGAAUCUAUUGGUGUUGUUGCGAAUCCGGAGAUUUUUAUCCUGGAGCUCAGUGCCAGCCAUCCAUUCUUCGUUAUUGCUAGUGAUGGGGUUUUUGAAUUUCUUUCUAGCCAAACGGUCGUAGACAUGAUUGCUAAAUACAAGGAUCCCCGUGAUGCGUGUGCUGCAAUUGUUGCUGAAUCAUAUCGUCUCUGGCUGCAGUAUGAAACUCGUACGGAUGACAUUACAAUCAUACUUGUACAUAUUAACGGGUUAACUGAUACGGGGUCCACCCAUACCGUACUGAAGGCAUCUUUACAACCAUCACAGCAAGUAGUAGAACUGGUGGGCUCUGAAUCACCAUCCGUCAUUAGUUUAAACCCCAACAAUCAGCGUUCCAGGCAGGAUAUAUCACGCGCACGAUUGAGAGCCCUUGAAAAUUCUCUGGAAAAUGGUCAAGUAUGGGUCCCGCCAUCUCCGUCACAUCGCAAGACAUGGGAAGAGCAAGCACACAUUGAGAGGAUACUACACGAUCAUUUCCUCUUCAGAAAGCUCACUGAUUCGCAGUGCAAUGUUUUACUAGAUUGCAUGCAACGGGUUGAGGCGAAACCUGGGGAUAUAGUAGUUCAUCAGGGUGGUGAAGGUGACUGCUUCUAUGUAGUUGGGAAUGGUGAGUUUGAAGUUUUGGCUAUUCAGGAAGAAGAUGGGAAGGAAGUGAGUAAGGUUCUGCAUCGGUAUACUGCUGACAAACUAUCUUCCUUUGGAGAGUUAGCACUAAUGUAUAACAAGCCACUUCAGUCUUCGGUUCGUGCUGUGACUAGUGGAACAUUAUGGGCUCUAAAGCGGGAGGAUUUCCGAGGAAUUCUCAUGUCAGAGUUUUCAAAUGUACCAUCAUUGAAGUUGCUACGGUCUGUAGAGCUGUUUACAAGAUUGACAGUACUUCAGUUAAGUCAACUUGCCGAAUCACUUGCUGAGGUAUCCUUUGCAGACGGACAAGUAAUAGUAGACAAGGAUGACAACAUCUCUUGUCUAUAUAUUAUUCAAAGGGGUCAUGUGAGACUUACAUUAGCAGCUGAUAAGUUAAAUUCAGAUUCUUGGGAUCUUCUUAGUGCUCACACAAAGAAGGUCCAACAAAGUCAAGAAAAUGGCAAUUAUGUGGUUGAGAUUGAUGAGGGAGGACACUUUGGAGAGUGGGCUCUCAUUGGAGAGAAUAUCACGUUUACUGCUAUCUCAGUUGGUGAUGUGAUCUGUUCUACAAUCACAAAAGAGAAAUUUGAUUUAAUUGUCGGGUCUUUGCCUAAACUUCCACAGGCUGAUUCCAAGCUUAAAGAUUCUCUAAUCCCAAAGGAACAUAGUACAGAUGAGGAUUUUUCCUUUAGGAGGGUUCAGCUAUCUGAUUUGGAAUGGAAGACGUGCAUAUAUGCCGCUGAUUGCAGUGAGAUCGGACUUGUCCAAAUCAGAGGCUCUGACAAGAUCAAAAGCUUCAAAAGGUUUUAUAUCAAGAGGGUAAAAGAUCUCCGUAAGGAAGGACAGGUGUUUCAGGAGAAAGACAUCAUGAAAAGUUUGAGUCAAUCAGUUUGUGUGCCAGAAGUUUUAUGUACCUGUGCUGAUCAAUCGUACCUUGGAAUACUGCUGAAUUGUUGCCUAUGUUGCUCACUAGCUUCAAUACUUAAUACACCACUAAGUGAGUCAUCUGCGCGAUUCUAUGCAGCUUCAGUUGUUGUUGCUCUAGAAGAACUUCAUCUGAGGUCUAUUCUUUACAGAGGUGUUUCAGCAGAUAUCCUAAUGCUCGACCGAUCAGGACAUCUGCAGAUAGUUGACUUCAGGUUUGCGAAGAAGUUGGAAGGUGAAAGGACUUACACAAUAUGUGGCAUCGCUGACUCUCUAGCUCCAGAGAUCGUUCUAGGCAAGGGGCAUGGGUUUACUGCUGACUGGUGGGCGCUUGGAGUAUUGAUUUAUUUCAUGCUGCAAUCGGACAUGCCAUUUGGGUCCUGGAGGGAAAGCGAGCUGGAACCUUUCGCUAAGAUUGCGAAGGGGCACCUAACUAUGCCGUCGACGUUCAGCGUGGAAGUUGUUGACCUUAUAACCAAGCUACUUGUGGUAGAUGAGAAUGCACGCCUUGGAACCACAGGCGCGGACGCAGUAAAGAAACACCCUUGGUUUGAUGGCAUUGACUGGAAACAAACAGCAAAUGGAACUUCAGCAGUACCUCAGGAGAUCUCUGACCGCAUCGACAGCUAUGUAGAAACUCUUCAGGAGGAUUUAACGGUGCCCUCUUCCAUGCCAGGCGAAGAUCCCGCUGAUUUGACUGCUCCAGAAUGGAUCCAAGAUUGGUGAUCUCAGUAGCUGGAUGAACGUUGACAGGUUAAGAAAGCUUCUUUGAUUUUCGCGAGGCAUUUUCAGAUCUUAUGGAAACAAGAUAUUCAUCCAGAUGGUUCAACCUAGUGAAGUUUUGUCGAAAUGAUGAAUUCCCAAGGUGCAAUCAUUUCUUUAGUGCCAUUGGAACGAAAAAAUGACAAAUUAGCUCCCCAGCCACUAGCAUUGGAUUCUUGCGGUACAUAUGUAUAGAUCCUUCUUUCAUUUGUCUAUUAAUUUGUAACUUUUAUCUUUAAGCUAUCCACCCAUGUGAUUUUGUGUAAAAUUUUGAAGAGGAAAAACAAGAGCCAUGUGCCUGAAGGUGAUUUGCCCGAACUUGUGGGCAUCAAAA